AUGGAUAUGAUCCAUUUAGCUCGGCUCAUCAAAUCCUUUGAUUAUGUGAAGUCAACGCUCUCACAAAAAAAGUCAAACAAUUAUGCUUCUUCUCUGUUCUCUCUUCACCUUCGAGAUUUAGGGUUCUUCGUGUUCUGCGAGAUAGAUUCGGAACAAACACAAUCAGAGGCCGAAUCGAGUGCGUCUGUGAUUGCGUUAAUGGGGAUGGGGUUUCUUCAUCUUCGUCGACAUCGAUUGGAGAAAGGUGAUUCUGGAAAUGCUCUCUCCUUUAGCCGCCUUUUGAGUCUCUGUUUCUGGGUACGAGCUUUUUGCGACUACCGGAAGAUUUUGAAAAAUGGUCUUCACUCUCUUCAGUUUAACGAAGCUCUGGAUUUGUUCACUCACAUGGUUAAGUCACGUCCUCUCCCUGACAUCGUCGAUUUCACUACAUUGCUAACGACGAUAGCCAAAAUGAAGAGAUUUGAUGUUGUGAUCAAUCUCUGCGAGCAUCUGAAAACGAUGGGAGUUUCACAUGAUCUCUACACUUGCAACCUCUUGAUGAAUUGCUUCUGUCAAUCGUCUCAACCUUACAGUGCUUCUUCAUUUCUUGGGAAGAUGAUGAAACUCGGUUUCGAGCCUGACAUUGUCACGUUUACCUCUAUGAUCAAUGGAUUCUGUCAAGGGAAUAGACUCGACGAUGCAAUGUCUAUGGUGAAUCAGAUGUUGGCAAUGGGAAUCACACCUGAUGUUGUGAUGUACACUACAAUCAUUGAGUGUCUCUGCAAAAACCGGCUUGUGGAUGAUGCGUUGAGCCUUUUCAACCAAAUGGAAAGCAAUGGGACUAGACCUGAUGUUGUCACCUACACAUCUCUCGUGAACGGUCUUUGUAACUCCGGUAGAUGGAGCGAUGCGUCUACACUACUUAACGGUAUGAUGAAAAGGAACAUAAACCCUGAUGUAAUCACUUUCAAUGCAUUGAUCGAUGGGUUUGUGAAAGAAGGGAAGCUUCUGGAGGCUAAAGAUCUGUACAGUGAGAUGAUUCAAAUGUCUGUAGCUCCUGAUAUCUUCACCUACACAUCGUUGAUCAAUGGGCUUUGCAUGGAAGGUCGCGUAGAUGAGGCCAAAGAAAUGUUUCAUUUGAUGGAAUCCAAGGGUUGCUUUCCAGACGUUGUGGCUUAUACUUCUCUCAUAAAUGGGUAUUGCAAAUCCCAGAAGGUAGAGGAUGGGAUGAAGAUCUUCUACGAGAUGUCUCGGAAAGGUUUGCUCGGUAACACAAUCACUUACACCACUCUCAUCCAAGGUUUUUGUCUAGUGGGUAAACAUAAAGUGGCCCAAGAAGUUUUCAGUCAGAUGGUUUCUCGUGGCGUGCCUCCCAAUAUCAGGACCUACAACGUUUUGUUACAUGGUCUGUGUAUGAAUGGGAGGCUAGACAAAGCGUUGAUGAUAUUUGAGGAUAUGCAGAAGAGAGAGAUGAGUAUAAGUAUUAUUACGUAUACUAUCAUCAUUCAAGGGAUGUGCAAAGGUGGUAAAGUGAGAGAUGCUGUUGAUUUGUUUUGUAGCCUCUCCUCCAGAGGGAUGAAGCCUAAUGCUGUAACGUACACUACGAUGAUAUCAGGAUUGUUUAGGGAAGGGUUAAAGCUUGAAGCUCAUGUGUUGUUUCGGAGAAUGAGAGAAGAUGGGGUUUUGCCAAAUGGAGGCAUGUAUAAGACAAUACAGGCUGGGAUGAUUCCUGAUUGUUUCAUAUCUUUGAUUCUGGUUUGCUUUGAAGGAAAGGAUUUGGAGCCGGGUUUUCAAGGAGAUGCUGCCUCGGAUAAGCUCUUGUAG
Messenger RNA from Microthlaspi erraticum, 1803 nucleotides. Lineage: Eukaryota; Viridiplantae; Streptophyta; Magnoliopsida; Brassicales; Brassicaceae. The record is from the annotation of a GenBank genome assembly.